UCCAAUUAGCAAGGUACCGGAGCUUAAAGUGUCCUUGUUAUGCCCCCUGGCAGUAACAGGGUGCAGUGAUUCUCCGGUGCAGGAUAUACAGCAACAAGUAAGCAGUCCUUGCUUAAAGAAAGCUGCCGUCCUGGGACAGGAUUUUACUUAUGUACUUCAAUGUGAUAUUUAUUUUUUUGCAUCUGCAUUACACUUAAUGAAAUUAUGGCCAGUGCUGGCAAGAAGAAAUUUGUUACAAGAUAUCAACACAGCUUACCAGUGUUCAAACCCUUCCGCACCACCAGCAGGCAUGAUCACCCUAUUGAUAAUGCUGGCUUGUUUUCCUUCAUGACACUUAACUGGAUUACUCCACUUGCGAAGAAAGCUAACAGGUUAUGUGAACUUCAGAUGAACGACCUCUGGGGUCUGCCUUCUCAAGAGUCCUCUGAAGAGAAUUGUCGAAGGUUUCAACAUUUAUGGGAAGAAGAGCUAAGAAAGAGCGGGAAAGAGAAAGCCUCCCUAAGAUUAGUUAUGUGGCGCUUCUGCAGGACCAGAUCUUUACUCGCGUUGUUCUCUUUGAUCAUCACCAUGGUGACUAACUUUAUUGGACCUGCGGUUUUUAUCCGUGCAUUGUUAGAGUAUUCAGAAGCUCUGCAAUCAGAUCUUCUGAAAGGUCUGCUCCUUGUAUUUGGUAUUUUUAUAGCAGAGCUCAUUCGUUCCUGGUCUUUUGCACUAAAUUGGGCUCUCAACUACAGAACAGGAAUUCGGCUAAAGGGAGCCGUGCUAUCUAUGGCUUUCAAAAAGAUUCUGAAACUGAAAGAAUCAAAGGAUAUCACAGUAGGAGAGCUUGUUAACAUGUGCUCUAACGAUGGUUACAGACUUUUUGACGUGGCAGCGAUAGGCUGUACAUUGGCCGCAGGUCCCAUUAUUGCUGUCUUAGGAAUGGUAUAUACAGCUCUUUUCAUUGGACCAACAGCAUUGCUAGGUUCUGCAAUAUAUAUACUAUUUUAUCCAUUUAUGAUGCUGUCAUCACAAGUGACUGCCUAUUUUAGGAAAAAAUGCAUAGCUGUCACAGAUAAAAGAGUGCGGAUUAUGAAUGAAAUCUUAAAUUGUAUCAGGUUUAUAAAGAUGUAUGCUUGGGAGAAUACUUUCAUAUACAGUGUUCAAGCUAUCAGAAAGGAUGAGAAAGCAUUUUUGGAAAAGGCCGGUUAUGUGCAGAGUAUCACUUCUGGAAUAGCUCCUGUUAUUGUUGUUGUGGCUAGUGUCUGUACCUUUACACUACACAUGGCUCUAGGUUAUGAUCUAAGUGCACCAGAGGCCUUCACAGUUUUAGCAAUAUUCAAUGCGAUGACAUCAGCUCUGAAAAUGAUUCCAUUUGCUGUAAGAGCAGCCUCCGAAGCUUCCGUUUCUGUCACUAGAUUCCAGAGGCUGUUCUUAAUGGAAGAAGUUGAAUUGUGCAUUAACCAUAACACUGACCUGGAAGACAUACUUGAGUUCAGAAGUGCCUAUCUUUCAUGGAUGCCAGCAACAAAAAUCUCAAAGAUCAAAAGUAAAAAUCAGCAAGAAAAGGUUGCAGUAAACAAUUUAAUUAAACAAAAUGUUUCCCAGCAACUCAUUCAGGCAGACCACAAAGAGAGUACACUUUUAAAGAAUGGACAUUUUCUUAUGAAUACUGACUCCAAGCAACCAGACCUGUACACUAAUGGACUGGAUUAUCCCCUGCCUGAGCUUCAGCCUGUGCUUCAUAAUAUCAAUUUCACUUUAAAAAAGGGCAAGCUGGUAGGAAUCUGUGGAAGUGUUGGAAGUGGUAAAAGCUCAUUGAUACUGUCCAUUCUAGGCCAGUUAACCUUGGUCAAGGGUACAUUGUCAGUGACUGGAAGUAUUGCCUAUGUAGCUCAGCAGGCAUGGAUUUUCAAUGCAUCUUUAAGAGAAAACAUCUUAUUUGGGGAGGAAUACGAUGUUGAAAGAUACCAGAAGUCAUUAGAUGCAUGUUGUUUGCAUCACGAUAUUGACAUUUUACCCCAUGGAGACUUGACAGAGAUAGGGGAACGUGGUGUUAACCUCAGUGGAGGACAGCGCCAAAGGAUCAGCCUUGCACGUGCUCUAUACAGUUUGAAAAGUGUGGUCCUUCUAGAUGACCCUCUCAGUGCAGUUGACGUUUAUGUGGGAGCUGAACUGUUCAUCAAGGCAAUUAAGACUGGAAUGAAGAAUAGGAGUAUCCUGUUUGUAACUCAUCAGCUUCAGUACCUCAGGGAAUGUGAUGAAAUUAUUUUUAUGAAAGAUGGACAUAUUGCAGAGCAAGGAGCACAUGAUGACCUCAUGAAUCAGAAGGGUGACUAUGCAGUAUUAUUUCAGAGCAGACAGCAAGAGGAUAUCUUUAAAAAGGAUAUACAGUGUUCUUCAAAGAAACUUAAAAAGUUUGACAGACUUGUAUCCAUUAACCAAACUGUUUCAUUUGUACAUGGCAACAAAGAUAAAGAUUUAUUAUGCAAGACCAAAGAGACUACAAAGGAAGGAGACAUGGGCCUUCACAUAUUAGAGGGAAGUAUAAUGGACAAGACCGGAGAGGAUGUUACAGAGAUGGUAGCCUCAGAGGACAUAAGAGAUGAUAAUAUGCUUGAGGGCUCUCAACAAGUGAGUUCUUCAGACACAUCACUUGAAGCCCAGACAGAUGAAGACAGAAAUGAAGAAGUACCCGUGGAGGAGUCAGAGUAUACAAAUUUAGUCAUUCAUAACUAUAAAAAAGAAGAGGAAGUUCCAGAUGAACUUAUGCAAGCAGAAGAGAAAGGAGAUGGUGCCGUACCUUGGUCAAUUUAUGGAGUAUAUAUUAAAGCUGCUGGUGGACCCUAUCUCUUCAUUGCAAAUCUGGCUCUGUUUGUGUUAACAAUAGGAAGUAUGGCGUUUAGUAAUUGGUGGCUUAGUUAUUGGAUAAAACAAGGAAAUGGGAACACAUCGAUUAGUAUGAGCAACGAGACGGCUGUUCAAAACAGCAGCAUGAAAGAUAAUCCGCAACUGCACUUUUAUAUUUAUAUUUAUGUUAUCUCCAUGGUAUCUGUUCUGUUUUUGAGAUUCUUUCGUGGAUUUGUGUUUGUAAAGAGCACAUUAAGAGCCUCAACAAGACUUCAUGAUCUACUGUUUCAUAAAGUGUUGCGUAGCCCAGUGAAGUUUUUUGACACAACUCCCCUUGGGCGUAUCCUAAACCGGUUCACCAAAGACAUGGAUGAGGUUGAUGCCCGUCUUCCAUACGAUAUGGAGCAACUUAUGCAGAAUUUGAUACUUGUUGUCUUUUGCAUCAGUAUUAUUAGCAUAGUCUUUCCUUGGUUCCUUAUAUCUGUGCUGCCUCUUAGUGCUCUCCUCUAUAUGGUAAACAAAGUUUCAAGGGUGCUAAUACGUGAAUUGAAACGACUAGAUAACAUAAGCCAGUCACCCUUCAUAUCCCAUAUCACAUCCACUUUAAAUGGAAUAACAACUGUUCAAGCCUAUUCUAAAGACAAAGAAUUCCUCCUCAAGUACCAGAAACUUCUGGAUGUUAACCAAGUGCCUUUCUUCCUCUUUAACUGUGCAACUCGGUGGCUCUCUGUUCGGCUUGAUCUGAUUAGUCUUGGAGUUAUUACCCUUACUGCAUUAUGCAUAGUUCUAAUGCAUGGACAAAUAGCACCAGCAUAUGCAGGGCUUGCAAUUUCUUAUGCUGUACAGCUUACUGGACUUUUCCAGUUUACUGUUCGAUUGGCAACAGAGACAGAAGCUAAAUUUACCUCAGUAGAGCGAAUAAAUAAUUACAUUAAGACCUUGGAACCUGAAGCACCUCUCCACAUAAAGGAAAAUAAUCCUCCCAAGGAUUGGCCUCAAAAAGGAACAAUCGUCUUUGAAAAUGUUGAAAUGCGUUAUCGUGAAAAACUACCUUUAGUACUAAAAAAUGUUUCAUUCAGGAUUGAACCACAAGAAAAAAUUGGAAUAAUUGGGAGAACAGGGUCGGGUAAAUCGUCCCUGGGAGUGGCUUUAUUUAGAUUAGUUGAGUUAGCUGGAGGUUCCAUUACUAUUGAUAACAUCUGCAUUAAUGCGAUUGGUCUCAAUGAUUUAAGAAGAAAACUUUCUGUUAUUCCCCAAGAACCAGUUCUGUUUGUAGGAAGUGUGCGGUCAAAUUUGGAUCCAAUGAAUCAGUGUUCUGAUGAGGAGGUCUGGAAAGCCUUAGAAAAAACUCAUAUGAAGCAGCAUGUUACUCAACUAAACGGCAAGCUGCAGGCAGAAGUGACAGAAAAUGGCAAUAAUUUCUCUGUUGGAGAACGGCAGUUACUAUGUAUGGCAAGGAGCUUGCUUCGAAGCAGUAAGAUAAUACUUUUAGAUGAAGCAACUGCAGCAAUUGAUAAUGAAACAGAUGCACUUAUUCAAGAAACUAUUAAAGAUGCUUUUUCUGAAUGUACUGUGCUCAUUAUUGCACAUCGUUUAAAUACUGUGUAUCACUGUGACCGGAUAAUGGUAAUGGACGAUGGAAACAUAGUGGAGUUUGACAAGCCGUCGGUCUUAUUAUCAAAAGAGAAAUCUCUGUUUUACUCUAUGGCAAUGGCAGCAGAAAAAAACAUGCUCUGAAGUCUGAAUAUGAAGCUAUUUAUGCACUGGAAUCAGAUCUACUAAAACCAUGGGAAACUGGAACACUUGAUGCUUACUAUAUAUUUAUUUUGUUUACAAAUGGAGAGUGUUUAAUAAGUAUUUAAAACAUAUCUAUACAUCACAUAUACCUGUACACUUAUACAGCACAGAUUUUUUUUUAUGGAAAAGGUAUGUUUGACCACUGUAAUUUCAUUAACUGUAAUUUCCCAUUAGAAAAAAAUACAUGAAAUAUCUUUGUUAUAUUACAGUGUUUAUUACUUUUUCCGGGGAAGAUUAUUUUGUGCUUAAAUGGUUAUUACAGUAAAAAAAUUACAAACUCUUAUUUGUUAGAGCAUGUAAUUGUAUCACUGUCGACCCUGCAACUAUAUCUGUUUAAAUAACCCUUGCAACAGAGUUAAACACACAGAUAAAGUACCACUCAGGAGCUGCAGUGAAAACUGCACCUGAUACAAUCAGCAGCCCUAGGUGCACAACCCAGCUGUGCAGGGUUGAUAGUGAUAAAAUUACAUAGUCUAAAGAAUGGGUGCAUGUAAUUAUUUUUACUAUAAUAGCCCUUUCAAUAAAUUAGCAACCUAGGCUAACAUAGGAAUUAAAAAUAUUUUUUAAUACAUACUUUAUUUUGAAUGAGUAUAUAUAUAUAUAUAAUUUUAUAUAUAUAUAUAUAUAUAUAUAUAUAUAUAUAUAUAUAUACGCACACAUAUAUAUCGCACAAGGAUUUUCAAGGGCAGAAAAAAAAAAUACAACAUAACAUAUUUAUUUAAAUUACUUUUUUAAUUAAAAUACAAAACAUCAUGCUAUUGCAUAUUAUUUUACUAGUUUAACACUGCCUAAUCUUAAAGUUUAGAAGAGAUUUUAAGAGAUUAAUUUAUUCUUUAUUGACAAAAGUAUAUUUUAAAGGACAUGCAGUUAGUGUAUUUUAUUUAUACAAACAGUAGUUUGUGUUUUACUUGUAUUAUAUUUACAACAUAGGAAACUGCUAAUGUAAAAGGAUGAUUCAUUUAAAAGAAGUCUUUUCUAUUUCAGCCCUUAAGGACUCUACUACCAAGAUUAUUGUUGCAAUGUAUAAGUGGGACAUAAUGUAAAGUACUGUAAAUCUAUAAUUAAGCUAAAGAGAUGUCAUUCCAUUUUGUGAUGUUUAUUUAAUUGUCCUUGUGUUGUUGAUAUAGAGUUUGCAUUCCUGUAUUUUGGUCUGCUUUGCCUCCCUCCUUCUUCCCAUAGAGUAGGAACACUCAUGGGGCACUGCGAGAGACAGAGAGCUCAGAGGUGGCAUCACAGAGAUGAUUAAUAAAUAUUACUUUUAUUUUACAUUUGGGAAAUGAGGUGCUUUCCGUUCUGGGAUUUACCAGUGCUAAAAAUAAAGGGGACUUUCAGUCAUGAAGAAUAACAAACUUCAUGCUUAUAGUUUCUUUAUUUUACUGAAGUUUAUGUGGAGCUGAGCUAUCCAUGGCAAACCUCUAUUUUCUCAAUGAGAACUUUUAGCCAAUAGCGUGCUAGCCAUUUAGUAUAAUGCCGAUUGGCUAGCACAGCUAUUGGUUAAGAGGUAGAAACGUCAUCUUAUAGAAAAAUAGAGCUUUGCCAUGGGAGGUCGGAGGCACUCAGCCCCACAUAAACUUCAGCUAAUAAAAGAAGUUUUUUAUACUUCAUGACUGAAAGUCUCCUUUAUUUGUAGCACUGGUAAAUCUUAGCGUUUCAAAAACUCUGGGAUUUACCAUCACUUUCAAGUGAUAUUCUAGAAUUAGGUAUGUGUCUAUCUAUCUAUCUAUCUAUCUAUCUAUCUAUCUAUCUAUCUGCACUCAUUAAAUUUAACAUCAGUUACAGUAAUUUUUUCCUAUGAGUUACUCACUCAAAAAUGUUAAAAUAUGAUUAGAUAAUUUUCUAAACAGUGUGUGUCAUUAUACUGCAAAUACAUUUUGAUUUCACGUUUAGCAUCAAUUUACCCAAAUUGUUUUCCAAUGCAUAUUUGUAAUUGAUAAUCAUAAAAAAAAAAUUUGUUACAUUUAACAUGUCAUACAUUAUGUAGAAAAGGGGUAGGAAUAAAAUAUCCUACCAUGUAAUAUGAGAUAAAUUUGAGGUGACCAUUAUUUCCAUGACAAUUUACAUGCCAGGUAUAUGCACAAAAAAAUGUUAUUUCAAACAUUGGGUCCUAUGAUACAUUUAUAUGGUUGAAAGGUGAAAAAAAAAACAGAUUCUUUAGAGUUGCGCCACCCCUAAAAUAAGAUCAAGGUAAUUUUUAUUAUUUUCCCCUGGCAACUGGAUGAACUCAGGACAAGUAAUUUGAAAUGGAAAGAUUGCUUCUUUCAAACAAGGGGUCUUAGAUCCCUUUAUGUACUUUGAGGGGUGGGAGGUUUGCUGUCCUAUGAUUUUGUUCCAUAUACAUGGGGAUCAAUCAUUGUUAUUUCAAUGGUGAUUACUAAAUAUCCAAUUGAGUAUAUAACCCCUCUGUUAAAGACGUACCCAGUUCUAAAACUUACAUGAAGUGUUGGAGUCUCUUUUAGAGCCCUGAAAACCUAAAAGUCCCCUACUAGACAGCUGCCAUAUACCUCUUAACUAUUUCUGAAUGGUUGGCUUGCCAGCAAUUGCACAGCCUUUAAGAUGACAGGGUGGUGUAUUGCAGUUUUAUCAUUUGACUGUCCACUCAACUAGAGAUCUAGCAGAUGCCCAAAGGCAGCUGUCCACAUUGCCCUAAACCUGGCAUGUUUUUUUGGCCUUUUGCUCAUGGGUUUGUGCAGUCUACCAAUUGCUGGUGCAUGUAUCCGCUUAUACAGACACAGCCAUGUUAGGACCCUGGCUUUCAUUUUGAAGUAACAUGCUUUGAAGCUAAGAAUAAGUAAUAAUAAGGGAUAUGCUGGAAAUCUAGGUGAGGUUAACGUCUACUGGGUGAUAAAGUUAAACUCCUCCCAAAGCUUUGCUGAGUCUUUGUCCCAAACGUCAAAAGUUGCCAUAAAGAGUCCCUGUUUUUCCAUAGUAAGGCGAGUGAAGGUAUCAUAGUAUGCACCACAAAAUAAACUAGAAUUUGUCUAUAACUAUCAUGUAUUUAAAUUACAUAUUCAGCCCAUGAAAAAAUAGUAAUCAGAAAUCUAUAAUUCUUUCUUUUAUGCUGUAGCACAAGAAGGCAUUGCCCCCCCCCCCACACACCUUUUCCUGUCUUACAUUGGGGGCUUAAAUCAUUACAUGAAAUACAUUGGGGAAAAUUACAUUGUAUAUGUCCUGAAUGGCUGGAGAAAAUGUAACUAGUCUGUGAAACUAAGCAAGAGUUGGACAAAAAUACAAAUUUGAGAACAUUUAAAACAAAUUUGUUUUUAGAUUUGAUGUCAUAGGCGCAGAAAUCAGAACACAAACCUCUAUGAGAUUAGGACUGUCAGAGAUGGCUGCAAGUAAUGUCAUCUGUAUUCUAAGUAUUAGAUCACCUGUAAUCACAAAAUAUUGUACAAAAAAAUAACAUUAUUUAUGUGUGUUAAAAUGGCAUUUGUUAAGUCUAUGUUUUAUUUUCACUUACAGUACUUAUAGUGUUAUAUAACUACUGGGCAUAUUCACCAUGCUAUUCAUUUUCUUCCUCUGCCAGCAGCUAUCUUCAAAGCUGUUCUCUUAAUUUAACCUCUGACAAGCGCUUGUUGGUCAAGCAACAUAUCCUAAUACCGGGCACCGCCAUCUUGGAGGGUAGGUCCUAUUGCACCCUGUGACAAAAAGUAGUUUCCAUUCCCAUAUCAGUGACAUUGCUGGCUUUUUUACAGCUGUAUUGUGUGCAAGAUACAGAGCAGGAACUUUACAUUUCUUGCAGUGGCUACAUUCCUCUAUAUUAUUCAUGUGGCCUUUUUAUGUAAUGUUAUGUAUUUUUUACACUUUUGUAUAAAAACUGUAAAAGAUGUAAAUCUCCCUCUCUGUAUUGUGCUUGCUAACCCAAAGCACAUGAUACAGCUGUUUAACCCUUUCGUGACAGGGUUAAAGUGCCUACAUCGGAACAACUGUUCCGAUGUAGACAAAUUGAAACUACGCGAUCGUGCAUACGAUCGCGAGAUUUCAAUUAUUGGAUCGCAUCUGGGGGGCGUCCCUACAAUCCUAGGAACGCCCUCCAGACCGCGAUUAAAUCCCUGAAGCACAGAAGGCUUCAGGACAGCCGUUAGUUAUGACGUUCCAUUCCGUCAUAACGGCUUUAAAGCCCAGUCUAAUUAUGACGGAAUGGAACGGCAUAACGGCUUUAAAAGGUUAAAAGCUGAUAACAUAAACGAUCUGUGAAUGUUUACUGCCUCUGUCACAGGGUGCAAGAAUACGUGAGCUCCAAGAUGGCAGUGCCCAGUAUGAAAAGACGGAGCAUCUGACAGCUCUGAAGUAAACAGUAGGCACGUGAGGAAACACAAUAGCUUGGUAGCAACCAUUAUAUUGAAGUUGUGUCCAGCAAUUUAAGGUCUUUUUAAACAGUUUCUUUACUAAAAGUAAGCCAAACAGGAAGCAAUGCUGCUAUGCUAUUUUAUUUACAGUAGUUAUAAACAAAUGUCUUAAAAAAAAGUUAAACAUUUGAACAUGGAUAAGUAUUAACUGUGCUGUCAACACGUGUUUCUAACUUGACUAUUUAUUGCAUUAAUAUCUGAGUUUGCAAAUAUCAUUCAUGUUUACAAAGGCCACACCAAAAAAACCUACUGGCAACAGGUUAUGGGUAUAAUGCACUGAACAGCGACAGUUGUUUGAAACACGCACCUUUUGUCAUUUGUGACAAUAUUUGAUGUGAGAAUGCUGCUGUUAAAAAGAUGUGUAACUAUCAUUUUAAUUGUAUUUAUGGUACCAUGAAUAAAAUUUUAAACGAUUAAA
Molecule: messenger RNA, 9390 nt
Organism: Bombina bombina (fire-bellied toad)
Lineage: Eukaryota; Metazoa; Chordata; Amphibia; Anura; Bombinatoridae
Product: ATP-binding cassette sub-family C member 5
Exons: 29
Coding region: 205-4566 (1453 amino acids)
Biological process (GO): transmembrane transport
Cellular component (GO): membrane
Molecular function (GO): ABC-type transporter activity; ATP binding; ATP hydrolysis activity
Source: RefSeq, a predicted model, not a curated record